Messenger RNA from Mytilus trossulus (common blue mussel), 3193 nucleotides. RefSeq names its product DNA repair protein RAD51 homolog 3-like. Lineage: Eukaryota; Metazoa; Mollusca; Bivalvia; Mytilida; Mytilidae. Gene Ontology annotation, molecular function: ATP binding; zinc ion binding; crossover junction DNA endonuclease activity. Gene Ontology annotation, biological process: meiotic DNA recombinase assembly; reciprocal meiotic recombination; DNA repair. The transcript is spliced from 3 exons. Gene Ontology annotation, cellular component: replication fork; Rad51B-Rad51C-Rad51D-XRCC2 complex; Rad51C-XRCC3 complex. Bases 175 to 2019 code for a protein of 614 amino acids. The record is from RefSeq and is a predicted model, not a curated record.
GGGAAAUUCGUCCAGCGGACCAGAAUUUCUGAACAAAAAUAAACCCUGUGGACGUAAACAGCAUAUAUAAUAUAUACGUUAUCUGUAUAUGUAAAAGGUAGGAUUACAGAAAAAAGAAGUAUAAAGAUUUUUUAAGACCGUCCAACAUUCCAAAAGGAAGCGGAAGAUUUUACGAUGCAUUGUAAUCCAUGCAGCAGACGGGAUGUGGAAUCCAAGUCCACAAGUUGGUGCAGUGAUUGUGAAGAGGGUUUGUGUAGUAAAUGUUUGGAAGAUCACCAAGUAAUUAAACUUACAAGAAGCCAUCAUGUUAUAGACAUGACGGAACAAAUAUCCCCUGAAUAUUAUGAAAUGUUGUCCACAUCUAAUUGCAAAUGGCAUCACGACCUACAGCAAGAUGUCGUCUGCAAAGAUCAUGAUGUGAUCUGUUGUCGUCAAUGCUUCCAAACUAGUCAUAAGUCUUGUAAAAAUGUCUGUCAUCUAAACAGGGCAGCAAAGGGAAUCAAGCAAUCUGAUUGGCUCAAAAAAUUAGGCCAUGAUUUGAAAGAAAUGGCAAAAGUCAGUGAAAAAUUUAUUGAGGAAAAAAAGGUGUCAAAAGAAGAGUUAAAAAAUCAAAUAAAGAAAAUAAAGAAGGCAGUUUCCAAUAUCAAGUCUAAGUUUAUUAUGCAUAUAGAUGAUUUAGAAAAAGAUUUGUUGAGUGAACUUGCAGAUGUUGAUAAAGAUGGAAAGGAAGAGUCAGAAAAGGAGAAACAAGAGUUGAUGAAUAUGGAGAAGGAAGUUCAAGCUGAUCAGACUGCCUUAGAGUUUGUAACCGCCAAUGGUUCUGAAAGUCAGAUAUACUCAUUUGUACAAAAUCAGUCGGAAAAACAAAAAGAAAGACUGAAAAGGCUGCAGAAAAUAGCACCUAACUCAAAAGUUAAUAUUGAAUUGCAUGAAGCAAGUCAUGAAAUAGAGGCUAUCAAAUCACUAGGAUACUUGUCUGUCAACUAUGAAAAGGUUACUAAUCCAUUAAGCGUAGAAGGUUUGAUUAAUCAUAAUGAGAGCUUACCUAGAACUGAAAGCAAAGAUUUUCCUAAUCUCACAUUAGGAAAAGAAAAAUGGAUAGAUCCUAAAGACUUCUUUGCAGAAAAUGAAAGAGUAGAUGAUAUGUCUUUAGACGUGCAAUGUGCCACGGUGACAGAUGAUAAUUAUAUACUCGUAGCAGGGAAACUUAGAUUGGUGAUCAAUGGAAACUACAAAACAGUCUUACUGCUUGUAAAAUAUGAUGAAGACAUGAAAUAUUUGCAGCAGUACCGUUUCUUUUCACUUGAUAGAAUUAUGUAUGAUGAUGCUAAGAUAUACGGUAUAUCAUCUAUUCAGAAUUCAGAUAGAGUAGUAAUUGUCUAUCAUAAAAUCUUGAAUAGGGAAAUGUUAUUUGCAAGCAAAGCAACAAUGAAAAAGAUGGGAUCUAUAAAUCUUGACAAUUAUGGUUAUACUUCUUACAUUGAUAAAGUGAUAUUAGGUUCUAACAGCAAAAGGAUUUUUCUAUAUACUGAAAAAAAUGCAGAGAAAAUUUGCUUAACUGUGUUUGAUGUUCUUGGUUGCUGUGUUCAGGAAUUGGAUUUCCGCUUGCAAUUUGAUUCCUUCAUUGCACAACCUAACAACACAUUUUGGGGAUUGUUUAAUAACACGCUUUAUGUUUCAAAAGAGGAUGGCACAGAAAGCAUGUCAUAUAGCCCAUAUGGUUUGAGUGCUGUUACGAUAGAUCACCAUGGUAACCUGUUCAUGGUGAUGGAAGAUGGUAUCCAAAUUAUGCAUCCAAAGAAGAAGUGUGUUCAUCUGGCAUUUUCUGAACCACUUGUUUAUAAGUAUAAUAAGAGUGAGGUUAUUGGGUUUCAUAGCUUCAAUAAAAGUCAAACGAAACUGUUGUUAGUGACAAUGAUUAGCCCAAAAGAUCAGAAAUUCAGAAAUUUUGGAAAAGGAGAUGAACGUGUACCGAAUAAAGCUUUUCAUGUGAAAUUGAUCUCUGAGGGUGACAAUUAAUUGACAAAGACUGCUGUGUUACUUUUAGAAAUAGAUUUUGGAUUUUUUUAUUGAAAAUUAUUUAAAUGAUGGACUAAUUGAAAAGUAUAUAACUCGAUCAAGAUGAGUAUCAUCAGAGUACAUAAAUUUAUAACUUGAUCAUGUUGAUGGGAUUUAAACUUUAAAAAAGUAGAUUUUUUAUGUAUAGACUAACUUAAGCAACUGUUUUUUUUUAUUAUUACUUAAGGAUUCUGACCAUACAGUAUUUAUUAUAGUUUAGACAAGUCAUUAGUGACAUAUAACUAUAUAAAUUUAAAUUAAGCACUGGUUUGAGGUUUUUAGAUCAUCUUGCCCAAUCUGAGGUACUGCUAUUAUUUAGGGGUCAUUUUUUCAACCCAUGACCAUAUAUAUCCUAAUUUUUUUUCAAAUCUAAACCUUUCAUACAAGUCACACAUGUAUGUUGAUUCAACCUUUUUAGUUAAAAAUUGUCCCCAAAUACCACCCAUCAUGUUUAGCCUAAUUUCAAUCGAUAUGGAUAAAAUUUUAACUAACAUGACUGAUGAAAUAAGUUUGCAAUAGUUUCGAAAAAUAUUUCGACUGAAUAUCAUGGAAAAGUCCUUAAUAUUAUGUUCAUUUGGAAACUUUUCCGAGAUCGGUAAUCUUCCUUAUAUCAUUAAAGUUGAGAUCCACUAAUUGAAAGUGAAAUGUUGUUGUCUACCUAGGCUAUUGCAAUAUUUCAAUUCCCAGUACACAAGUUUCAAUAUACAGUACACCACCAGUAGUUCUGGUAUAGAGGGAUACACAGUGUCCAUGGUUGUCUAAAUGUAUGUUGUUCUUACUUUAUUUUUUAGAUUGUCAGGCAAAUUAUUGUCAGUUUUUUGAAGAUUUCUUUGUUGAUAUUAGUUAACCUGUCAGAGUUAUCCCAUCUGUAUUUUUUACUGCACUAAUAGUGAGGGGGGAUAGUACCUUUAUUGGGACUCCGGGAUCAUGCAUUUUGAAGCUCCAGAUUUCAUGAUUGACCCUUCCGGGAUCCAGGAAUUUGUUUUUCUAAUUUCAGGAUGUUGGGAUUUAAUUUUUUUAAGCCUAGGAUAUCUGGAUGAGGACCCUCCUACCCUUCUCAAAAGUGAUAGUAGCAUUGUUGUCAUCUAGCAAAGGGAGGCUAUUUUAUUAUCGUAAUGAUGUAUAACAUUUUGCU